AUGGUUUCAAAUGUCAACUUGUCAGCUCGAGCAAUAUUUACAGGGGAGAAUUAUGAUUAUUGGGUAGUGAGAAUGGAAGCUUAUCUUCUUGCUUAUGAUCUGUGGAGCAUUGUGGAGGAGGAGUAUGUAAGAGUUCCAUUACUUGAAAAUCCCACCUUAUUGCAGAUUAGGCAAGAUGCAGAAGGGUCCAUGAGGAAUUUCAAAGCUCUUUCAAUUCUUCAUUCUGCAGUGUCUGAUGACAUAUUCUCAAGGCUGGUGGCUUUCAAGACAGCCAAGAAAGCUUGGGAUUAUUUGAGGGAAGAAUAUGCUGGGAGUCCUAAAGUGAGAAGAGUAAAAUUGUUGACUUUAAAAAGAGAGUUUGAGUUGUUGAGAAUGCAGGAAGAAAAGAGUAUUAGAGAGUAUUCUACAAAAUUUAUGAAUCUUAUUAAUCAAAUAAGGCUGCUUAGAGAAGAAUUCAAAGAUCAGAGAGUGGUUGAAAAAAUGAUGAUUAGUCUCCCUGAGAUGUUUGAAUCAAAGCUGUCUGUGAUCGAAGAAAUAUUCGAUCUUGAGAAACUUAUUGUUGCUGAACUUAUCAGUAAGUUACAGGCUCAGGAGCAGACGUUUUCAAAUAAGAAAUGA
This is a messenger RNA of Carica papaya (papaya), 618 nucleotides long. NCBI's taxonomy places the organism in Eukaryota, Viridiplantae, Streptophyta, Magnoliopsida, Brassicales, Caricaceae. The record is from RefSeq and is a predicted model, not a curated record.